ACCUAACAGCUGUACUGUUCAAACCACUGGUAGAAAAGGUUCUGGUUCAUUUCCAGUCAACAGGUUCUAGGUCGGGAUAUCGCAUCAAGAGCUGCAACAAUGGUUGAGCAGUUUGUUGGAACAUGGAAGUUGACUUUCAGCGAGAACUUUGGUGAAUUUCUGAAGUUACUUGGUGUUCCUGCUGCCCAACGGCAGAUGGCGAACAAACAAAAACCCAUCUUCUCACUGAGCGUCGACGAUCAGGGGACCAUUACCAUGCAGUCUCUGAGCAUCUUUAAAGUAACUGAAUUAAAGUUCAAGCUAGAUGAGCCUUUUGAAGAGACUACACUGCAGAAUAAGCAGGCAACGACCGCAGUAACUCUGGAAAAUGGCAAGCUCAUUCAGAACCACAAUUGGGAUGGUGGAGAACUGCGUGUAGAGAGGGAGAUCUUAGAUGGGAAAAUGAUAGUGAAAUCCAUCAUGGGAAAUGCGGUGGUGGUGAGGACCUACGAAAAGGAGGCAUAAAGGCGCUCUCUCGUUUAAAGUAAACCUGGGAUGAAUGGCUCGGGGCAAUGAGCAUAUUCUCAGAAUCAUAUGUUCUUGACCCUGCAGCCAACAUGAAACACAGUUUUGUUAAUACUGCCAUGGUGUUAAUUAAAUAAAGAAUAAUGUGGCAAUA
This is a messenger RNA of Girardinichthys multiradiatus, 658 nucleotides long. RefSeq names its product fatty acid-binding protein, heart-like. Bases 100 to 504 code for a protein of 134 amino acids. Lineage: Eukaryota; Metazoa; Chordata; Actinopteri; Cyprinodontiformes; Goodeidae. Gene Ontology annotation, biological process: fatty acid transport. The transcript is spliced from 4 exons. The record is from RefSeq and is a predicted model, not a curated record. Gene Ontology annotation, cellular component: nucleus; cytosol. Gene Ontology annotation, molecular function: fatty acid binding.